UUGGGACCUUUGAAAAAAGAAAGGAUUUUGACUAGUUGCAGUAUUUCUCAAGCAAUUUUUUUUACCUGUUUUUUGUCUGAUAAGGGAAAAAAGGUAAUAUACAGUCACCGUAUAAUGCAAACGAAUGCAAUUACAAAGUAACGAGCGAUUUAGUUUCCUAUUUCUCCAAAGUGUGCUCUAAAAAGGUAGUAUUGCUUCUUUUCGUUUUGAUUUGGAUUUAAGCACCUAGUCAGUUGUAAUGAAAGGCAUUUGUUAAUUCGCCGAAUGGAUCUGAAUUUUAGAAUUACCAGUCAGUCAGAUCCUAAUAAUUUAGAAGGUGUAUUGAUGUCAAAAAAACUUUGCAGUGCUCUAGAAAAAUAUCCAGCAAAAGCGUAAAAUGUCGUGAUUUACAAUGAAAAAGUUUAAUACAAUUGCGAUUCAGAAAAAAAAAUCGCAAGAAAGGGCUUACCGCUAAUCAAUGUAGUUUCGCUACUUAAUUGAAUCAUUAUAAUUCUUAAAAAAAUAAAAGUCUUUUUAACAUUUUUUAGUAAGUAAGAGGUUAAAAAUAAAGUUACAUACAGGAUCGGAAGUAUCCUGGCAGAAGACGUUAUAGUUAUAAAGUCACAAUUUCUACAGACUGACCAGUGUUGCAAAUUUUAAUUUUUGAUCCAAUUGGAUCUGAACAGAAUAGGUAAAUUCAGGAAAAUUGAAUAAGAUUUUCAGAUUUUCGUGGGAAAUAAUAGUUUUUCACAGUCAAAAUAUUGCAAUGCAUGUACAACGCUCACAUUUGUGCAUGACUCUACUUUAGUGUCAUUUUACCGUGAGGAGGGGGAUUCUUCUAUACAUUAAAUUUCCGGGUAAAUCUUUAAAACCUGUGUUUGACGCUGUCCGUACAAUAACACUCUUUAAAGUAUCCACUCUCUGUAGGGAUUUCCUUAUGAAAGGAAUGUUUUCAUGGUUAAUCUUGGUUUGUUGUUCAAAUUUCCGCGGGAUAUGCUGUUUCUCUGUACUAAGUGUAAAUUAUUCCCACGCGGUAAAAUGUGUGUCCACAGUAUAAGCCUUAUAUUCCCUCAGCUUUACAAUUCAAAACUUUUCCUCAGGGCAGUGAAUACUACAUGAAGUUCUCACAGGCUGUGACAUUCAGACACAGAAUAACAUAAACGCGAGUUCAUGUUUUAAAAUUCUUUUAACAACUCACAAAUAAAAGAAUUCUGUAUUCUUUUAUAUCGGCAGGAUGUCACUUCAGAAAAUGGUUCAGAUAGUGUACGGAGCGUUGUGUCACGUGAUAGGGACUCCAGAACAGGUGGCUUCUAGGAGAGAAAUAGUGGACAUGAUGGAGCUAUUUGUAAACCUUAGAAAAUAUUGUAAGCACAAAACGAUGGUUAGUGGAAGCAUAAAAGAAGGGUUUAGAUUAAGCAACUCUGAUGCAGAUUCUAUGUUCUGGCUAGAUAACCACCGAGUAAUCUGGGACUUUUCUCAGUCUGAGUAUUACAACCUACACAGACAGGCACUGAUUCUCUGUGACAGUUCCGAGAGUCCACCAGGAUUUACUUUACUCUGGCUACCAUUAGAUAGAGCCGCCAGUAAUGUGAUGUAUGCAUGUGUAUGUAUAAAUAAAAAGCUUGUUUUAUCGAGUUCUAAAUACAGAGAGAUCACACUUUCUGAUCUAAGACCAAGUUCUAGAAUACACGGACCAUGUAGCAGUGGAAUACUCGGUACAACUGAAUACGAUGACGCUCAUUGCUUUGUCAGUGAUUUUUGGCCUCCUUCUGCCUACUCAUGGAUAGACAGGUGUCACUCAUGGCCCCCACCCUAUGUUGUUAAUGACAUUGUCAGAAAUGGAUGUCACUUUGUAGCAAUAGGACACAAACUAGGAAAACAUGAAGACAACGAAUGGAGAAUUUCUUUCUCAAAGGCAGAAUAUAAACUUAUGUACUCAAUGAAUCAUACGCCAUUCUUAACUUACGGUUUGUUGAAAAUAUUCAUAAAGGAAAUAUUCAACAAAGGAUUAAGAGAUGAAGAUAAACUACUAUGUUCCUACCACUUGAAAACAGCUGUUUUCUGGGCCAUUCAACAAAACAUGCUUCUUCACUGGUGUCCCCAAAAUCUUCUGGUAGAUUUCUGGGCCUGUUUUAAACUUCUCCUGAAAUGGGUGUAUGAAGGGGUGUGUCCAUAUUUUUUCAUUCCACAAAACAACAUGUUCCUGAGCAGUAUACAUGGCAAAGCACAAAGAAAGUUGUUUAUGCGACUCUAUAGAUUUUAUGUGAAGGGGAUAGCUUCCCUGUAUCACAGUUGUUCUAUCGGAUCCUACCUCUUAUUUGAUCUCUGUGUACCCAGACCCUCGGUUAAAGAGCUUAUUUCAUGCCAUAUCUCAAAAUUUACAUCAUAG
Molecule: messenger RNA, 2368 nt
Organism: Magallana angulata
Lineage: Eukaryota; Metazoa; Mollusca; Bivalvia; Ostreida; Ostreidae
Exons: 2
Coding region: 1214-2368 (384 amino acids)
Source: RefSeq, a predicted model, not a curated record